Tachyglossus aculeatus (Australian echidna) is the source of this 2117-nucleotide messenger RNA. RefSeq names its product paired box 3 (gene PAX3). Gene Ontology annotation, biological process: regulation of transcription by RNA polymerase II; anatomical structure development. The transcript is spliced from 9 exons. Lineage: Eukaryota; Metazoa; Chordata; Mammalia; Monotremata; Tachyglossidae. The record is from RefSeq and is a predicted model, not a curated record. Gene Ontology annotation, molecular function: RNA polymerase II cis-regulatory region sequence-specific DNA binding; DNA-binding transcription factor activity, RNA polymerase II-specific. Bases 1 to 1455 code for a protein of 484 amino acids.
AUGACAACUCUCGCUGGAGCUGUCCCCAGAAUGAUGCGACCAGCUCCCGGACAGAACUACCCUCGCGGCGGAUUCCCACUAGAAGUGUCUACUCCUCUAGGGCAGGGCAGAGUGAACCAACUCGGUGGAGUUUUUAUCAAUGGCAGGCCCUUACCCAACCACAUCCGUCACAAGAUAGUGGAGAUGGCCCACCACGGGAUACGGCCCUGUGUCAUCUCCCGCCAGCUACGGGUGUCUCACGGCUGCGUCUCCAAAAUCCUGUGCAGAUACCAGGAGACCGGCUCCAUCCGGCCCGGGGCCAUCGGGGGCAGCAAGCCCAAGCAGGUGACAACGCCGGACGUUGAGAAGAAAAUCGAGGAAUACAAACGAGAGAAUCCUGGCAUGUUCAGCUGGGAAAUUCGAGAUAAAUUACUCAAAGACGGGGUCUGUGAUCGAAACACCGUCCCCUCAGUGAGUUCCAUCAGUCGCAUUUUGAGAAGUAAGUUUGGGAAAGGAGAGGAGGAAGAGGCAGAACUCGAGAGAAAGGAAGUGGAAGAGAGCGAAAAGAAGACUAAACACAGCAUCGACGGAAUCCUUAGCGAAAGAGCCUCAGCACCCCAGUCAGAUGAAGGCUCUGACAUUGAUUCAGAACCAGACUUACCAUUAAAGAGGAAGCAGCGGCGGAGUCGAACAACCUUUACAGCCGAACAGCUCGAAGAACUGGAAAGGGCUUUUGAGAGAACCCACUACCCUGACAUUUACACACGGGAGGAACUUGCCCAAAGGGCUAAGCUCACAGAAGCUCGAGUUCAGGUUUGGUUUAGCAACCGUCGGGCAAGAUGGAGGAAACAAGCCGGAGCCAAUCAGUUAAUGGCUUUCAACCACCUGAUUCCAGGAGGCUUCCCACCUACCGCCAUGCCAACUCUCCCAACGUACCAGUUGACCGAGACCUCUUACCAACCCACAUCAAUCCCACAAGCGGUGUCUGAUCCCAGCAGUACAGUUCACAGACCUCAGCCUCUUCCUCCGAGCACUGUUCACCAAAGUACUCUCCCCUCCAAUCCAGAGAGCAGCUCUGCAUAUUGCCUCCCCAGCACCAGACACGGAUUUUCCAGCUAUACAGACAGCUUUGUGCCUCCAUCCGGGCCUUCAAAUCCCAUGAACCCCGCCAUUGGCAAUGGCCUUUCACCUCAGGUAAUGGGACUCCUGACUAACCACGGAGGUGUGCCUCACCAGCCUCAAACCGAUUAUGCUCUCUCACCACUCACCGGGGGACUAGAACCCACCACCACCGUAUCCGCCAGCUGCAGUCAGAGACUAGAUCACAUGAAGACCUUAGAUAGCUUGCCCACAUCACAGUCCUACUGUCCACCAACUUAUAGCACCACAGGUUACAGUAUGGAUCCUGUCACGGGAUACCAGUAUGGGCAGUACGGACAAAGUGCCUUUCAUUAUCUGAAGCCAGAUAUUGCAUAAAUGAACUGUCCACUUGAAGUCAAAUCUGUUUUUUUUUUCCGGUCUCCAAUGCCUAGAUAGAAAGAAUCCUCAUGGAAAAUGCAACCCCACUUGGGGAAAUCAUGACAGAGAAUACAGGAGAGUUUUCUUUCUCCAAUAGUUGUUUCUGAUAUACAUUUGGAUGUUUUGGACAAACGGACGGAAUCGAUGAAGACCACAAGCAGCAGUAGAUGACAAAUUCAGCCUUAGAGGCAACAGCUUAACAUAGGCCCACAUCAAAAAUGCCCAAGGAUUUAUAGUUCUGAGGAAAGAAAAAAAAACAUUCCAUUUCCAUGUCUUUGAAAUGAGUUUGGAUUCAUUUGUACCAACAGAAUGUUCCAAAAAUUAGCGAGUGACUUUAGCUUGUCUUACUGUCCGAUGUGGACAUGUCUAUGACUUUCAAACUGCUCCAUUUAUGAAGCAUGAGAGGAGGAACCUUUAAUUUUUCACACUGGAAAUUGACAUCAAAAGAACUGUCACGGUUUUAGGAAGCUAGAUUAGAACUUUCAGAAUAAGUUAUUGGUUAUUUUAUCUUUUGUUUUGUAAUCCAGUUGUCAAUAAAUGUCACAUACAUGUUCUGCUUAAAAUGAAAAGAAUGUUGUAUAACUAGAAUCAUUUUUUAUUUCCUUUUAUUCUUUGUUUGG